Iphiclides podalirius (scarce swallowtail) is the source of this 1677-nucleotide messenger RNA. The record is from the annotation of a GenBank genome assembly. Lineage: Eukaryota; Metazoa; Arthropoda; Insecta; Lepidoptera; Papilionidae.
CGAGCGACGAGGCGUCCAUACAAACUGGAUGUGCGCUUGCCGAGUGUAGAGCAGUUGGCAAUCGGCAAAGCGUAUUGCGGCGCGUGUGAGCGGAGGGGAGUGCGCGGAUCUGUCGCGAUACCGCUAACUAAAGAUUUCCGCGGGGACAUCCGCGCUGGCUCCCCCCGGCUCCCACGUGCCGCGGCUGCGGAUUCGACGAAACGCGCGAGGAAAUACGGAGUUCGAGUUUUCAAAAUGCCGCUUCAAAUACGACGAAGCUGUCUGGUCUUCCUGCGAGAGAACCUCCUCACUCUGCUGACGAUCAUUGGCGUGGUGUCAGGCACCUUGUUGGGAUGGGGCCUGAGGGCAUCUGGCCACGAGUGGACUCGGCGGGAGGUCAUGUACUUCCAGUACCCAGGAGAGCUCUUCCUGAGGAUGCUAAAGUGUCUGAUAGUGCCGCUCCUGGUCUCCUCGAUUGUGUCCGCCAUCGGUUCUUUAGAUCUCAGCCUGUCCGGAAAGGUCGGUCUUCGUGCUAUCAUAUACUAUAUGACUACAACAGUGUGUGCCGUAAUGCUGGGUAUUGCCCUCGUCACUACAAUCAAACCGGGCAAAGACCCAGAGGCAUACAGCCAGCCGAACGCCACAAAAGUGGUAACUAAGGACACGUUGACGUCAGACACCCUUUUGGAUUUGAUAAGGAACGUGUUUCCCGAGAACAUCGCACAGGCCACACUAGCGUCUUAUCGAACAAGACUUGUAUAUGACGAAAAUGACAGCAAAGCCGUAAAAGAUCACCUGGAGACGUACAAAAUCGAAGGGGACUACCAGAAUGGGACCAACGUGCUGGGCCUGGUGUGCUUCAGCAUCAUACUUGGCAUCACCCUUGGCAAAAUGGGCGACAAGAGUCGCCCUCUUCAGGAUUUCUUCCACACCCUGUCCGAAGCCAUGAUGAUAAUCACCGGAUGGGUUAUUUGGCUGUCUCCACUUGGUGUGUUUUUCUUGGUGACAGCGAAGAUCAUGGAGAUUGAUUCCUUCGCCGAGCUGGUGGGCCGAUUGGGCCUCUACUUUAUGACUGUGCUCCUCGGGUUGUUCCUGCACGGCUUCGGGACCCUCAGCGUGCUGUUCAUUUUGGCCACGAAGAAGUUGCCUUGCCGCUACAUCGCCAAGAUGGGGCAGGUCAUGGCCACGGCGUUCGGUACCGCUUCCAGUUCAGCCACGAUGCCCAUAACGAUCGGAUGCUGCGACGAUAUGGGCCUGGAUCCCCGAAUCACCCGCUUCGUAAUACCCAUCGGGGCAACAAUCAACAUGGACGGCACCGCGCUGUACGAGGCCGUGGCCGCCAUUUUCAUCGCCCAGCUGAGGAAGGUGGAAAUGUCUUUCGGCAAGAUUGUUGCCGUGAGCGUAACAGCGACAGCGGCUAGCAUCGGCGCAGCUGGCAUCCCUCAAGCUGGCUUGGUUACCAUGGUGAUGGUACUGGACACAGUAAAUCUACCCGCCGAAGACGUCUCCAUUAUCCUCGCGGUCGACUGGCUACUCGACCGCUUCCGCACAACGAUAAACGUGGUGUGCGACGCGUUGGGAGCUAUAAUUGUCACAUCACUAUCGCAAGGCGACAUCGAGAAGUCGCGAGCGGUGCAGCAAAAUGACCGCGAGCUGGCUCCCGCGCACGAGCUCACCGAGCUGGAAAAGGGCGAUCUU